GAUGACGCUGCGGCAAGGUCACGUGAUCACCGCAUUCCAUAGGUUGCCAAGCUGGUACCCGAACCUGAGGUUCCGCCUAAGCACGUAGGCUCGGACAACCGUUUGAUCCCGAUCCCAAGCCCCAAUAAAGAAAACAAAAACAGUAAAAUAUUAAUAAUAACCACACAAAAAAAAAAGAAAAAAAUGAAGAGCCUUGCAGUGCUCUGUAGUAACUAGUUGCAGAGUGAGUGAUUGCGUCUUCUCUGAGAAGCCAGCACCCAAAAAAUAUUCAGAGAAAAAGAAAAGCUUUGAGAGAGCUCAGAUUGUAGUAGAAUACAAUACAAGAUUCAAUAAUUGCCUUCUUCUCCAAGCCAAAGCCAAAGCCAAAGCCAUCAUUUUUGCUAUUUGGAUGCUGAACCUCAGACUGGUCAUCAUCACCACCAACUCCAUACUUUUCCCAUUAAAGCUUUCACGCUAUUUCCCACGAGAAAUCUGUAGCUUCCUCUCACGAAAAAGUGUUUUCUCCAACCUCUUCUUCCCUAAAAUCUCAACCUUUCUCUCUGCUAUAAAACCCACAACACAAAGCCCUCUUCUUUCACUCAACCCAGUUGACUUGACCUCUAAUGGCGGACAGUCAGAGGGUUAAGAGCUUUGUGUGCAUUGCGUUGUUCUCUAUCUGUUUGCUUCAGUGUAAUCCCAUCGCCUUCGCCAUUCUGGACCCGGUUGAUUUCUUGGCUCUGCAAUCCAUUCGCAAAUCUCUCGAUGACAUGCCUGGCUCCAACUACUUCGCUUCCUGGGACUUCACUUCCGACCCUUGCAACUUCGCCGGCGUGUACUGCGAUUCCGAUAAGGUGAUAGCUCUCAACCUCGGCGACCCCAGAGCCGGAGCUCCGGGACUAACGGGUCGGAUCGACCCUGCCGUUGGCAAGCUCUCUGCACUCGCCGAGCUCUCGGUGGUUCCGGGUCGGAUCUUCGGCGCUCUGCCGCAAUCCAUUUCGCAGUUGAAGAGCCUCCGGUUCCUCGCCGUCAGUCGCAACUUCAUCUCCGGUCAGAUUCCUGCGAGUCUCGGUCAGCUACGCAACCUGAGAACACUCGACCUCAGCUACAACCUGUUCGCCGGAGCAAUUCCUACAGCUGUCGGAACCUUACCAGAGCUCUCCAACGUCAUUCUCUGCCACAACCGCCUCUCCGGUUCGGUCCCUCCGUUUGCCUCCCAAACCUUAACCCGGCUCGACUUGAAGCACAACGACCUCUCCGGUUCGCUCGCUCCCAACUCCCUCCCUCCUUCUCUCCAAUACCUGUCUCUCUCCUGGAACCGGCUAACCGGUCCGGUCGACGGCCUCCUGAACCGGCUAGGCCAGCUCAACUACCUCGACCUCAGUAUGAACCAGUUUACGGGUACGAUUCCGGGUCGGGUCUUCACUUACCCAAUCACCAAUCUCCAGCUGCAGAGAAACAUGUUUUCGGGUCGGGUCCAACCGGAUGGUCAGGUUUCAAUAUCGACCAUUGAUCUCAGCUACAAUCGGUUAUCGGGUGAAAUCUCACCGUUGUUCUCGACCGUACAGAGUCUGUACCUGAAUAAUAACCGGUUCACGGGUCAGGUUCCGGGUAGUUUCGUGGAUCGGUUACUGUCUGCGAAUAUACAGAUACUGUAUCUGCAGCACAAUUUUCUUACUGGGAUUCAGAUUAAUCCGACGGCUGAGAUUCCAGUGAGCAGCUCGCUGUGUCUGCAGUAUAAUUGCAUGGUCCCGCCCCUACAGACGCCGUGCCCAUUGAAGGCUGGAAAGCAGAAGACUAGGCCGACUGCGCAGUGCAACGAGUGGAGGGGGUAAAGUGGGAAAUUCGGAUGGGCGUUAAUAUUUUUGUUCUUAUUAAAAUUUAAUAUAUUCUAUAUUUUGUGGGCGGGCGGUGGGUUCCUUUAGAUUCAUUUAUUUAUUUUUGGGGAAAAUAGUAGAAAAUGAUGAAUAAGAAUUAAAAGAAGAUUUGUGGAUACUCAGAAAUUAAUAGUGUAACUAUGUAGGCGAAAUUAAUGCUCUACUCUAUUAUUAAAUAUGAAGAAUUUUU
Prunus mume (Japanese apricot) is the source of this 2043-nucleotide messenger RNA. Its product is annotated as Leucine-rich repeat (LRR) family protein. Gene Ontology annotation, molecular function: protein binding. Lineage: Eukaryota; Viridiplantae; Streptophyta; Magnoliopsida; Rosales; Rosaceae. The record is from RefSeq and is a predicted model, not a curated record.